GUCAUGUGACCCAGUACCCAUAAUAAUGAGUAUCGCAUGACUAAUUGCUAGGUUUAUUGUGCAAAAAGUAACUGUUUUAAGUGUACAUAAAUAUUAUUAAUGUUGUUGAUAGACCCUAAAUUAGUAGACUGAGACUAAAUCUACCAUAUUAUCCCACAUCUGGAGCUUCUAUCAUGGCGGAAGUGGAGCAGCAGGGAAGAAAAUUAAGUGAAGAAUCCACGGAUGAGUCAGAGGAGGAGGACACAGAGGAGGAGCCUAAACUGAAGUACGAGAGGCUGGACAAUGGCAUGACAGAGAUCUUGCAGAAGGAUGCAGCCAGCUGCAUGACAGUGCAUGACAAGUUCCUGGCUCUUGGGACACACUUUGGAAAGGUUUACCUUUUGGAUAUUCAAGGAAAUGUUACACAGAAGUUUGAAAUUAGUUCAGUGAAAAUAAACCAGAUCAGUUUGGAUGAGAGUGGCGAUCAUGUUGGCAUCUGCUCUGAAGAUGGAAAGGUGCAAGUGUUCGGCCUGUACACUAGGGAGGGCUUCCAUGAAAACUUUGACUGUCCCAUCAAGGUCGUGGCGCUACACCCUCAGUUCAGCAAAUCCAACAAUAAACAGUUUGUGACUGGAGGAAAUAAGCUUUUGCUUUAUGAGAAGAACUGGCUGAACCAUUGGAAGACCUCUGUUCUACAUGAAGGAGAGGGAAACAUCACCAGUGUGAAAUGGAGAGCCAACCUCAUUGCCUGGGCAAACAAUGUGGGUGUGAAAAUUUAUGACAUCAGCAGUAAACAGCGCAUCACUAAUGUGUUGCGGGACAACACCAGUCUUAGGCCGGAUAUGUACCCCUGCAGUCUGUGCUGGAAAGACAACACCACGCUGAUCAUCGGCUGGGGCUCUUCUGUUAAGAUAUGUGUUGUUAAAGAGCUUGACCCAACAGAAAUGAGAGAUCUACCCAGUCGCUAUGUUGAGAUUGUGUCAGCAUUUGAGACCGAGUUCUUCAUUAGUGGACUGGCGCCUUUGGCCGAUCAGCUGGUCACUCUGUUCUAUGUCAAGGAGAACUCAGAGCACAUGGUAGAGGAGGAGUUCAGAACACGGCCUCAUUUAGACAUCAUCCAGCCGUUACCCGAGGGCUGUGAGGAGAUCUCAUCAGACGCUCUCACUGUACGCAACUUCCAGGAGAACCAGUGCAGGGACUACCGGCUCGAACACUCUGAGGGAGAGUCUCUGUUCUACAUCAUCAGCCCUAAAGACAUUGUAGUGGCUAAAGAAAGAGACCAGGAUGACCACAUCGACUGGCUUCUGGAGAAGAAGAAAUAUGAAGAAGCACUGAUGGCUGCAGAGAUCAGCUUCAGAAACAUUAAACGGCAUGAUGUACAGAAAAUUGGAAUGGCGUACAUCAAUCAUCUGGUGGAGAGAGGAGAUUAUGAUGCAGCUGCCAGAAAGUGUCAAAAAGUGCUUGGAAAGAACAUGGAUCUCUGGGAGAAUGAAGUGUACAGGUUUAAAACCAUUGGACAGUUGAAAGCCAUCAGUCAGUACUUACCAAGAGGAGACCUUCCUCUUCGACCAGCAAUUUAUGAGAUGAUACUUCAUGAGUUCCUCAAGACUGACUAUGAGGGUUUUGCCACACUUGUUCGCGAGUGGCCAGGAGAGCUGUACAACAACAUGGCUAUAGUUCAGGCAGUGAAUGAACACCUGAAGAAGGACCCCACCAACAGCACGCUUCUCACCACACUGGCCGAACUCUACACAUAUGAUCAGCGUUACGAUCACGCUCUGGAGAUCUACCUGAAACUGAGACACAAAGAUGUUUACCAACUCAUUCACAAACACAACCUAUUCUCCACCAUCAAAGACAAGAUUGUCCUGCUCAUGGAUUUCGACAAAGAGAAAGCUGUUGACAUGCUGCUGGAUAAUGAUGAUAAAAUAUCGAUGGACAAAGUGGUGGAGGAAUUAAAAGACAGACCCGAGCUGUUACAUGUGUAUUUGCAUAAGCUGUUUAAGCGGGACCAUCAUAAGGGGCAGAAGUACCAUGAGAGGCAGAUCAGUUUGUAUGCUGAGUAUGAUCGACCCAACCUACUGCCCUUCCUCAGAGAGAGCAUGCACUGCCCACUAGAGAAGGCUUUGGAAAUCUGUCAACAGAGGCACUUUGUAGAAGAGACAGUCUUCCUGCUCAGUCGUAUGGGAAACUGCAGACGUGCCCUGCAAAUGAUCAUGGAGGAGCUGGCGGAUGUAGACAAGGCCAUUGAGUUUGCUAAAGAGCAGGAUGACAGAGAACUCUGGGACGAUCUCAUCUCUUACUCUAUAGACAAACCACCAUUUAUCACAGGCCUCUUGAAUAACAUUGGAACCCAUGUGGACCCCAUCCUUCUCAUUCACCGCAUUAAAGAAGGGAUGGAGAUUCCUAACCUUAGAGACUCACUGGUUAAGAUUCUACAAGACUACAAUCUACAGAUCUUACUGAGAGAGGGCUGUAAGAAGAUCCUGGUGGCAGAUUCACUGUCUCUUCUACAGAGGUUGCACAGGACACAGAAGAGAGGAGUGCGGGUGGAUGAAGAAAACAUCUGUGAAUCCUGCCACACUCCUAUUUUACCAUCAGACACGGCUCAGGCAUUUGGUGUGGUGGUGUUUCACUGCAGACACAUGUUCCACAAGGAGUGUCUGCCGUCCCCUGGGAACGUCGCAGGAAUACAGUAUUGUAACAUCUGCAGUGCAAAGCGGAGAGGACCAGGCAGUGGCAUACUGGAGAUGAAGAAAUAAUCAUUCCUACUAGUAGAAUAAGAGUUAUCAAUAAUUACCACUCUCUCCUCAGAACCUGUCAACAAUCAUAAAAUGAUCUUUCCUUUACUAACUAUUUAUUAAUGCAAGCUUGAGAUUGCUAAAUUUUGUUUCAUAAAAGCACCAAUAAAGCAGUCGUAUAAUCUA
This is a messenger RNA of Carassius carassius (crucian carp), 2906 nucleotides long. RefSeq names its product vacuolar protein sorting-associated protein 41 homolog. The record is from RefSeq and is a predicted model, not a curated record. Bases 174 to 2741 code for a protein of 855 amino acids. Gene Ontology annotation, cellular component: late endosome; HOPS complex. Gene Ontology annotation, molecular function: protein binding. Lineage: Eukaryota; Metazoa; Chordata; Actinopteri; Cypriniformes; Cyprinidae. The transcript is spliced from 29 exons. Gene Ontology annotation, biological process: cellular response to starvation; endosomal vesicle fusion; protein targeting to vacuole.